GGUUCUCAAAAGAAUGACUUUCAACUAUACGAAAACACCAAUUGACAACGAAUACCAACUAGAUCCAAAAAUGAAAAUUGAUCCAGCUAUAUAGUCUAUAUGCGGGGAAACAAACAUCCUGGGGAAAAACCACAGCUAAAACCGUAUUGCGGGUAUUCUAUGAAGACAUAUUCUGAACAUUCAUAGUUGCACAAAAAUUUUUUUUCCUAUUUUCGAAACAUUCUCAAUUCAUUUUAUUGCUAGUUGAUUUUGCUCAGUGUUCGAUUUAUCAACAACAACAACCUAAACCUAACGACAAUCAACAAGAGCAAAAAAAACGACAAGAUAAAUUGCAAAUUACAAACCUCCUCAAUUAUUAUAUUCAUAAGUGUUCAUCAGAAUAACGAAUCAUCAAUAAUUAUAAGCUCUACAGUGCAUCUUGGAAACGUUUGUGAAUGUUAUCAAAACUUAUGCACAUCACAGAAUCUCAUAAGUGUUUGAUGUAUAUUUGAAUGUGAUUAAUACUGAGCUCAACCAUAUUUGUAUAAUCGAUUGGUAAAACAAGAUGGAAAAAUAUUCUAACCUUCGUAUCGUACACAUUCCAUUAGCUUCGAUCGAUGAAGAUGAUGACGAUGAUAAUGAUAAUACUGCUAAGAAUUAUGAAAACAAAUCUAAAAACAUAAAGGAGGUAAGCACUUUAAAACUGAUGUCGUCAUCACGAUCCGAAGAAUCAAUUGAAUGGAAUUUUCAUCAACAAUUGAUGAGUCCGAUAAGCGAUUUAAACACACCGACAACGCCUUUUACACAUCAUACAGUGACGAAUACAACCGAUACUGAAGACUUUGGCACCGAUACUGGAUUCUUUAGUUCAGCAUCACUAUCUUCAUCAAAACGUUCUUCAAUCGUUGAUUUAGAUCUUAUUAUCUCUAGUCUUCCAUUGAAUUCUUUGUCAUCAAAUAAGUUUUCAAAUUCUGCAUCAAUGAGCCAUGUUACAGACCAUGAUGAUGGUGAAUCAUUUUUAAAUGAUGAUGUGGCUGAGGAAUCAGAUGAAAUGACUAUUCUCAAAAUGACUGAUGAUUUUGAGGAUUUUUCUCGUGAUCAAGAUUCGAUAUCUGCAUCAUUAGAGGAUCUGGUUAAUUCGUUUGAUGAAAAAGUUAAAAAUUGUUUGAAAAAUUAUGAUGAAAACGUCGACAAACUCGCUCCCGUUCAGAUGCGAACAUUAGAUGAAGUCAUCCAAAAUAGACCUGCUUGGUGGACAUUAACCGGAAAUUAUGGAGGCAUUCUUCCGAUCGAUUGGGAGAAACUAUCUCCUGAAGAUCAAAUCAAUGAAUCAAUAACAACGAUUAUUAAUGAUGAGUCUGAUAUAGAUGAAGAUGAUGGCGAUUCAAAACUGAAAGAAUUGAUAGAUUCAUGUUUGGAAAUAGAACAAGGACAGCAAGAUUCAAUUAAAACGGCUGAACAAGUUUUAAAAGAAAUUGAUGACAUCAUCACGGGAAAAUCUUUCCAGCAAAUUAUGAAUUGCAACUUGGAUUCGAAUUCUCAUUGCAGUUCUUCACCACGAUGUUCAAGAUCAUCAUCAAUUGCAUCGUUUGAUUAUAUACCAGUGAUUCUUCGUUCGACAUUCUAUCGAUUCUCGUUGGACAAACUGAAAACAUUCUCAUUGGAUCAAUUACAAGAUUUAUAUGAAGAUCUGGAAGGAAAAACGCAAAAACAUUCACAAGAAUUAAUUAAUCGUCUUGCUGAACGCGAUGAACUUGAAUAUGAGAAAGAAUUAAAAAGUGCUUUUCUUUCAUUGUUGGUCAAAAUUCAAAAACGUCGUAAAGAUUUUUAUAAGAAAUAUGGUAAUAAUCAGCAACAAGCGCAACGAUAUCGGAAACAUCGUUAUCUGACCACUGUCAUACCUUAUUGCAAAGAUAUGAAAUUCACUAAGAAUAUUCAAGCAUUACAAACAUUAAUUAAAAUUCUUAAAGCAAUGUUGGACGAUUCGCCGGCUGUACCUGCCUUGCUGACUGAUUAUAUUUUGAAAUUCAUCUGCCCAUCAGAUUUGAACCAGAAUGAAAAUGAUCAUUAUCAUCAGAACAUACGGCCAAAAUCAUCACCGCAAAUUUCACAGAUGAUAAUAAAGAAUAAAAAGAAUGAUUCGGUGAAUUUUUCAAGAUUUCUGAAUCAUACUUUUCGUGCAGCAUCGCUUAGAUCCUUUUCAUUUCGUGAUUCAGUUUUCGGGGAUGGAUAUGUUGCAACAAAAACAACAAAUACAAUGGCGGCCCAAGAUCUAGUCGAUAAUUACGAAAAAAGUCGAUCAACAUUGUUAACUAAUAUUCUUGACAACGCAACCUCAAACCCGGCUUCCGUAAUUUUAGCUUGACUUCAAUAUUGAAAAAAUACAUUCUUUUCACAAAUCA
Dermatophagoides farinae (American house dust mite) is the source of this 2381-nucleotide messenger RNA. NCBI's taxonomy places the organism in Eukaryota, Metazoa, Arthropoda, Arachnida, Sarcoptiformes, Pyroglyphidae. The record is from RefSeq and is a predicted model, not a curated record.